UUGACAAACCCAUGAUUGACUACCCUCUCCCUGUUUCCAAACAGUCCCUUAAAUCGCUCACCAAAGAAGGGGUCAAUUCCUCUAUAAAUACCCCUCUUUGCCUGCGAAGAAGCGAGUAUGUCUGGGUCCAUUAUCUUUCUGUCUGGAUCUAGAGCCUAUCCUUUCUUCAAACUCUAAUCAGAGAAUCGACCCUGGUUUUUUUUUUUUUUUUUUUCUAAAUUUCCCUCUUUUGGUGGGACAAGUUGGAUCUUCACUUAAAAUACCUAGGAUUUUAAAACCCUAGCUACAGUUCCGAUCUUAUUCAAGCUAGGGUUUGCUUUUUCUGUCUUCAUUUUUUUCAUUUCAUAUUGUUUGGUUGUUGGUGAAUCAACAGAUGUCUCGGUGUUAUCCUUAUCCUCCACCGGGGUACGUAAAGAACGGUAUCCGCGAUGAGGCACUUAUUAAAUCGAUUAAGAUUCAGAGAGAAGAAGAGAAGGCCAAGAAAGAAAGGAAGAAAGAAAAGAGAGAGAAGAAAGAGAAAAAACGGGAGAAGAAAGAAAGAGAUAAAGCCCGUGGCAGUGGAGAAUUUGAAAGUAAAAAGUAUGGUCAUAAUAAAAGGCAUAAAGAUGAGAGGAGCCAAGAAGAUAAAAUAGGAGGAGAUCAUCAAAAGAGAAGAGAAAAUGAAGUUGAAAUUUUUGAGAAGAGUACCCUUACAGAAGAGCAUGGUCAUGCAGUGGGACCCCAGAACUCUUCUGAUAGCACCCUUAACAGCAACAAACGACAGAAGCUGAGCUCGCCCCCUGACAGUGGGCAUAAUCCUGGAAGCAUUAUCCGGAUCAGAUUGCCUUCUCAAAGGCAUAAGGAUCCUGAAGUGCUACCCAGCAAGGAACAGCCUUGCUCUACCUCAGGAAGGAUUGAUGAUGCCUUUGUUCAAGGGAUGCACGAGCAUGCUCCUAGACCAGGCAGAGAACUGGAAGAACAUCCUUGUUCUACUUCCAGUAUUAGAUGGCCAGAAGUAACUUUCAAGCUCAGCAAAGAAAAACCUUGCCCCUCUUCUGGUGCAUCAGAAAGUGUUAAUGCUGAGGCAUCGUUGUCAUCAAAUUUGUGUAGCACUUGUUCUCCUAUACUAGCUUUAGAAUUCAAAAAUCUUGUGGAGGAUUGGGUUGUGCCUACACUGCAGAUGCAGAGUGAGUUGACAAGUUUUAAUCAUGAGGACUGGCUGUUUCAGAAGAAGCUGAAUCAUAAGAGUUGGGUUGAGGGCAGCAAAGAUGGAAAUGUUGGCUCGAGUCAAAUAAACUCAAAAACUUGGCCACAUGCUCGCUACUUGCCUGAGGCUGAUAUUUAUGCUUUACCUUUCACAGUGCCAUUCUAAAACUCUGUGCAGAGGAGAAGGCGUGCAAAGUGCAGAAUGAGGGAACUGGAACACAGUGGUUAUUCUCUUUGUUCUUGGUGCUAAAAUUGUGAAGGGUUUGUUGCCAUCAUUUCCGCUCCUUUCUUCCAUUUGGUGUUGGGACUUUGACCCAAUUGACGAGGAUAAAUUUUGUGCGGCGACCCUGAUAGAAAAAUGGCUAUAAAGGCUUUUUAUUUGCCAGCUUUUAUUGGUGAAAAAGAGUAUUGAUGUAUCACAGGUUCAAUUCUUUCCAGUAAUACGAGCAUCAUUCUUUGUU
Durio zibethinus is the source of this 1646-nucleotide messenger RNA. RefSeq lists its product as uncharacterized. The record is from RefSeq and is a predicted model, not a curated record. NCBI's taxonomy places the organism in Eukaryota, Viridiplantae, Streptophyta, Magnoliopsida, Malvales, Malvaceae.